Messenger RNA from Parasteatoda tepidariorum (common house spider), 2510 nucleotides. NCBI's taxonomy places the organism in Eukaryota, Metazoa, Arthropoda, Arachnida, Araneae, Theridiidae. The record is from RefSeq and is a predicted model, not a curated record.
UAGUCCUUAAAAGUUGUAAACAAAUGCUCGACUAAAUUGCAGGCUUGUUUAAUCAUUCUUUAGAUAAAUCAUAUUCUAUAGGUUUAAAUACUUGUUCUUUGUAGUUUUUAUAUUCGUAAUUCAAAAAGUACUUCUGUUAAUGUGUAUACGAUGUUCAAAACAUCUUGUUCAUUCUGUUUUAUUUAAGCUGCUGUUAACAAAACAAAACAAAAAGAGACUUGUUUUGAAUUUUGUGAAGGGGUAGCAGCAAUGAAGUGAAUCUUUUUGGUGAUGGUAGUUGGCGCGGACAGAUACCGAUACAAAAUCAGCCCGGAUUCAUGCGCUAUAAGUGAUUGCCUUUUAAAGGUGAAGGUAUUGUUCUGCGUUUCAUUGUGCUUGAAGAUAGCAUAGGAUAAUAGUCAAGAAAAUAUUGUUAUCUAACAGCUUGAAAUUAGUUUCUACUGCCAUAGUAAAAGAAGAAACAAAGGAAUUUUUGUUUUAUAGCAGGACUAUAAUUAUGUGACAUGUUAUUUUAUUAUGAUCCUUAUGUCACCGAUUUUCAUUCAUUUAUUGGGUUAUGCACCAUUGAUUUAUUGAUAAUACAUUAGAUAUUUCGAUCGGCUUUGCUUUCAAAGCCUCUUAAUAGGUAGUGAUAUAAGUAUAGAUUAAUAGCGUAAUCACUCAUUUUAGAAAACAAUUUUCUUGUAAUAUAUGUAUUGUGAUCUGGUCUAAAACAGUCGCCCCUUUUAAAACCUUGUAAUUUCAGUACAUGCAAGAGUCUUUAGAUAAUUAAGCUACUUAAUUUUAUAGAGGGUGGCAGUAUAUUUAAUAUGAGUGUUUUAAUAGGCAGCACCUUGCUAGCACCUACUUUUCAUGCUGAUGAGAAACGUUAUUCCUGUAUCAUAUGCAAGAAGCAUUUUCCAUCAAAUUCUCAGCUAAUUUAUCACAGUCGUGUUCAUACUGGGGAGAAACCAUAUUCAUGUGAUAUAUGCAAUGUGAGUUUUUCAAAGAAGGGCAAUCUAAGUAGACACAACAGUCGUAUUCACACUGAUUGGAAGCUUUAUUUUUGUAGUGUAUGCAAUGAGAGUUUUUUGAUGAAAAGAGACUUAACUAGGCACACUCGUAUUCAUACAGGAGAGAAACCUUAUUCUUGUACUGUAUGUAAUGAGAGUUUUUCGAGUCAGAGUGUCUUAACUGCCCAUUGUCGUGUUCAUGCUGGUGUCAAACCUUAUUCAUGUAAUAUAUGCAAGAAGCAUUUUCCAUCAAAUUCUCAGCUAAUUUAUCAUAGUAAUGUUCAUACUGGGGAGAAACCAUAUUCAUGUGAUGUAUGUAAUGUGAGUUUUUCAAAGAAGGGUAAUCUCACCACACACAGUCGUAUUCAUGCUAAUCGGAAAUCUUUCUUUUGUAGCAUAUGCAACACAAGUUUUUCAAUGAAGAGGGAUUUAAAUAGACACAUUCGUGCUCAUAUUGGAGAGAAACCUUAUUCUUGUUCUGUAUGUAAUAAGAGUUUUCCGUAUAAGAGUAACUUAAUUGUCCAUAGUCAUGUUCAUACUGGUGAGAAACCUUAUUCAUGCAAUAUAUGUAAUAAGAGUUUUUCACAGAAGCGUCUACUAACCACACAUAGUCUUACUCAUUCUGGUGAGAGACCUUAUCCUUGUAAUAUUUGUAACAAGAGUUUUUUGCAGAAGGAUGAACUAAUUAAACACUUCUCUGUUCAUAUUAGUGAAGGACUUUAUUCUUGUACUAUAUGUAAUAAGAGUUUUUCAAAGAGCUACUUUCUAACUGAACACAUGCGUAUUCAUAAUGUAGAGAAACAGUUUUCUUGUGCUAUGUGUAGCAAAAGUUUUUCAAAGAACUACUCUCUGACUGAACACAUUCGUAUUCAUACUGGGGAGAAACCGUUUUCUUGUACUAUAUGCAAUAAGAGUUUCACGUGCAAGACUUAUUUGACUGUCCACAUUCGUACUCAUACUGGUCAAAAACCUUUUUCGUGUACUACAUGCAAUCAGAGUUUCGCACAGAGGAGUGUCUUAACUGCCCAUAAGCGAAUUCAUUCUGGUGAGAAACCAUAUUCUUGUACAAUAUGUAAUAAGAGAUUUUUAACUAAGAGCACCUUAAAUGUUCAUAGUCGUGUUCAUAGUGGUGAGAAACCUUAUUCAUGUAGUAUAUGUAAUAAGAGUUUUAAAAAGAGAGAGAGUUUAAAUAAACACAACCGUGUUCAUAUUGGUGAAUAACCUUAUUCUUGUUGUACAUGUAAUAAGAGUUUUUCACUGAUAAGUAAUCUUACUAAACACCGUCUUGUUAAUAUUUAUGAGUAAUGCAAAACCUUAUUCUUGUACAAUCUGUAACUAGAGUUUUUCACACAGAAAUCAUCUUAGUAGUCAUAGUCAUAUUCAUACUAUUUAGAAACCUUGUAAAAUUUGUAAUAAGAUUUUUUUCUCAAAGGUUUACUUGAACUCCUCACUAUCUUGUUCACAUUACUGAGUAGUUUCAUUCUUGUAGUAAAUGUAAUAAAAAAAAUUUACAUCAAA